Cucurbita pepo subsp. pepo (vegetable marrow) is the source of this 2066-nucleotide messenger RNA. Its product is annotated as Basic-leucine zipper (bZIP) transcription factor family protein. The record is from RefSeq and is a predicted model, not a curated record. Gene Ontology annotation, molecular function: sequence-specific DNA binding; DNA-binding transcription factor activity. NCBI's taxonomy places the organism in Eukaryota, Viridiplantae, Streptophyta, Magnoliopsida, Cucurbitales, Cucurbitaceae. Gene Ontology annotation, biological process: regulation of DNA-templated transcription. Gene Ontology annotation, cellular component: nucleus.
UUCUCUCUCACACUCUCACGCUUCAGUCUUCAUCUUCUUCUUCUUCUUCUUCUCUGGUUCUUAUUAUCCUUUGAUUUUUUUUUUUUCAUGGCUUCUUCUUCCAAGUGCUCCGAGGCGACCAGUUGUUCGGGUUUGAGUUCUUCUUCUACACGUUCGUCUUCUUCCUCCUCCAUGGAGGCGGAUCAGAUGGUCAAGGUUGAGAUUGAGGCGGCGGAGGCUCUUGCAGAUUUGGCGGUUUGGGCGGUCAGAGAUAGUGGAGUUCAACCGUCGGAAACCAAAUGGCGGAUUAAAGAGAAGAAAGGGAAACGGGCCAGGAAGGAGGUUAAGACCGAGUCGCCGACUUCUGCCUUCGUCGACUCUUUACCUAGUCGCGCGGAUCUGGACCUUCGGAUUCAGCAGGAUAGAGAGGUGAUAAGUCAUCAGCCAUCAGAAAAGGAAUGCGCUGAUCACUCCCAUCCUGAGUGGGAAACAACCAAAGAGAUGAUUAAGGCGGAGAAGGAGGCCGAAUCACCUAAACUAAGCCACCCAUUAUUUGGCUGCCGGAGGUCAAGGCGUAAUCUGACUGAGGCUGAAAAGGAAGAAAGGAGAAUACGAAGGGUUUUAGCAAACAGAGAAUCAGCCCGGCAGACAAUUCGUCGUAGGCAGGCUCUGUGCGAGGACUUGACCAAAAAGGCUUCUGAUUUAGCAUGGGAGAACGAAAAUUUAAAGAGGGAAAAGGAGUUGGCCCUGAAAGAGUACCAAUCUCUGGAGAUUACUAACAAGGAAUUGAAGGAACAGAUUGCUCAAGCAGAGCCCAAAAUGGAGGAAAUCCCAGGAAACAAUAGAUCAUCUCAUGUUCAGACUCCUCCUUUACCUACCAACUACCCUCUUUUCUUGUUUAGUCGCCCUCCAUAUGCAUCGUAUUUCUGGCCGUCGGUGGUUCAACCUUCAAGUCCCUAUCAUGACCUACACACUGUUGCAGUCGUCCCGCCGAGUGUUCGUUCGCCUUCUAAUAAUACUGUUUAUGUAUCCGACUCUUCCCAUUUACAAGAAAACUUUACGAAUGUCACUGGCUUGAGAACACCCUUUUGUAUAGUACCUUGUUCUUGGUUGUUGCCUCAUCAUGAUCAUAGGAAUCAACAGAGUUCUCAAAACUCGUGUCCAGUGGGAAAUAUUCAAGAGUAUAUUUAUUCGAAUUCCCAGAACAGUGCUUAUACUUCAAAGGUUGUUGUGCGUGCAGAAAGCAGACAUUCUUCUUUGCCUUCAGCUGAAGAGAAAAACGAAGCUAAUGACUUGAAUGAAGCCCCGAGUCUAAAGGAUCAUACUCAGAACACAGUUGGAGUAGUUGUGGAUCGAUUUGAAGUCGACACAAGAGAUCAAGUUAGGAAAGUGCUUUCUCCUGUGAGACUUGAAUGUAUUGAACCCACUUCCACUGUCAAACAAGAUAAACCGAGCGAAGAUGAUCGCGGUCUGUCAUCAAGAACUUGUGAUGACUUAUGUCAUUUGGCAGAAAAAAAGCAUGAACCAGAGAUAGUCUCAUGUAAGAAAACCAUAGAUGCAAUGGCUGCAACUGAGGCAAGGAGGAGAAGAAAAGAACUAACAAAGUUAAAGAAUCUUCACACUCGUCCUUGCCGUAUGCAUUUCUGAUCUAUAUAGCUGGGGAGUUCAACAACUGUCUGUUGUCAACAAUCUUAUCUGUGUGAAGUCCUGUAUUCACUGGUUUUUGUUGGCAGAGGCAAACACAGAGUAUUGAAACAUCACCAUAGUUCAGGCUUUCUUUUUGAGGCGUUCUCGGUGGUUUUGUUCCGAAGCUCAGAGAGCGCCGACAUCAUGCUGCUAGUUGUAGCAGCAGUGAUGGGGAAGAAAAUUUACAUUUCGGGGCAUUUUUUUCGCGUCUGUUCCGAUGAGUUCUCUAACAAAUGAAAUGUGAUGGAUGGAUACUGAUGACUGAGUUGGAUUUGGAAGGGCAGCAAAGAGGAGGAGGAGAGUGUAACAAUUCUGUAUUUAAAUCUUCUUAUGGCUACUUCAAAGACACCCUUUAUGGGGUUGACUACAGUUCUUCAAUAAAUUGAAAAGUUGUUGUCCUA